AUGAGGAGCGGCGGCGACGUCAAGUCCUUCUUCCGGCAGCGGAAGGCCCACUCCGGCGCAGCGGCCGCCAAGCCCACCAGCGGCGUCUCCAAGAAGCCGGCGCACCACCACCACCAGAAGCAAGCGGCGGCGCGCCCGACGCCAGAUCACGGCGACGGCGCCGACGCGAGGAGGGAGGAGGCGGAGAACGCGGAGAGGAAGGCCAGGGAGUUCGACAUGGACAUGCGCUACGGGCCCUGCCUCGGCGUCACCCCCGCCCAGCGCUGGCAGCGCGCCGCCGCGCUGGGCCUCGCCCCGCCGCCGCACGCGCUCUGCUCCGACGACCAGCCGUGCCUCUGGGAGGGCCGCGUCUAGACUAGGGCAUCGCCCCAGGGCCCCGUCGUAUCACCGAUCCGCCACUCCUCGUGGUUCUGCCUACU
Messenger RNA from Triticum aestivum (bread wheat), 419 nucleotides. RefSeq names its product DNA polymerase delta subunit 4-like. The transcript is spliced from 2 exons. Gene Ontology annotation, molecular function: DNA-directed DNA polymerase activity. Lineage: Eukaryota; Viridiplantae; Streptophyta; Magnoliopsida; Poales; Poaceae. Gene Ontology annotation, cellular component: delta DNA polymerase complex. Bases 1 to 354 code for a protein of 117 amino acids. The record is from RefSeq and is a predicted model, not a curated record. Gene Ontology annotation, biological process: DNA synthesis involved in DNA repair; DNA-templated DNA replication.